Molecule: messenger RNA, 729 nt
Organism: Penicillium macrosclerotiorum
Lineage: Eukaryota; Fungi; Ascomycota; Eurotiomycetes; Eurotiales; Aspergillaceae
Product: cytochrome c oxidase assembly factor 1 family protein
Exons: 3
Coding region: 1-729 (242 amino acids)
Biological process (GO): mitochondrial respiratory chain complex IV assembly
Cellular component (GO): mitochondrial inner membrane
Source: RefSeq, a predicted model, not a curated record
AUGUUCGAAGACUCGAGCUCUUGUAUCAUAUCAUGGAUGGAAGUGUGGAGGUGGACGGUGACAUUCGGCUGUUUGUCUUGUUUGGCGGUUUUUUAUCAGGGCCCCAGAAACUCAACCCACCGCAAUUCCCUCUCCAACAUUCAAUCUCUUUCGGCUUUCCCACAUCGCCAAUCCGCAAUGGUAUAUUCUCGUGCGCUUCCCCGGCGUGUCAGCCUCGCCCGCUUGCCAGGCGCGCGCUGGAACCCUCCCCGUCGCACGAUAAUUCCCGCUCCGGGUCCGAAUACCGGGCCACUGAUGGAACGACGGGCAGACCGAGAACUCCCAACAAUCAACACCAGCCGACGCUGGCUGCGAACCCUGCCGAUCUUCGUGGUUGCCGUCGGCGCCGCCAUGCUCGGUAUUUUUAAUUACCAAAAAUCUUCCUCAAGCGUUGUUAGCAGCACCCUCUAUGCACUGCGAACUUCGCCGCAGGCGCGGGAAAUCCUGGGCGAUGAAAUCUAUUUUGCCCAGCAGAUCCCAUGGAUUAGUGGGGAGAUGAACCAGCUCCAUGGACGCAUUGAUAUCUCAUUCUGGGUCAAAGGCACUAAAGGCCAGGGCAAGAUGCGAUUCCGGAGCAUUCGGCCGGAUCGUAUGAGCUUCUUCCACACUGAGGAAUGGAGUCUCCAGACCGAGGAUGGCACCGUGGUGCAACUGCUUGACAGCGAUACCGAUCCCUUCCGACAGCAGUAA